UGGCAGCGACGGCGAGGACUCUAUCGGCGGCUUUGCGGACUUCUUUACCGCAGCGGGGCGCGUCACCGACCGCUGAACCGAAGGAGCCAAGUUGACUCUGGCCAGGGCUUGGUGGAGCUUGGACAACUAGAUUUGCAAGUUCCUUUUCAAUGUUGCUGAUUCUGUGAAGCUGAUUAAUUCAUCAUAUAUUUUUGUUUCACUUGCCGUGGUGACACCCGUUUUGCAGCCAAAUCGCUGCCUUCUAGUCUGUAAUUUUCAUUUUCUUCCUAUUUCUCCCUCUUUUCACCCCCCCAUGGAGGCAUUCUCAUUCCCCUCCACCCAGUCGCCUCUUCCUCGUCACGACCGUUCACAGAAUUUGCCUGGAAGAUUCCUUCUUGGCAACUCCAGAAGCAAUAAGCUUGCCAGAGGAUGGUCUGGCAAGCCCUUCAUAACCACCACCUUGUCCAAAUCGGCAGUGGAGGUCACCUCCACGCAUUCUUCGUCUUCGACAGCUACCUCUCGAGAAGAUCCGUUGGCCGUGACUUCCUCACCUCGUACCAGGGUAUUACCUGAGUCUCUGCAGUACCCACCUGGUUACCUUGGAGCAGUCCCAGACCGCACCGAUUGUGAUGGCAAUGAUAGCAUAAUCAAUGCCAUGGAUUACUUGACGAAUAUACUUGCUUCUAAGGUCUAUGAUGUGGCUAUUGAAUCUCCGCUUCAGCUGGCGCCAAAGCUGUCGGAAAGAUGGGGGGUCAAUAUUUGGCUCAAAAGGGAGGAUUUACAGCCGGUUUUCUCAUUUAAGCUCCGAGGAGCUUACAAUAUGAUGGCCAAACUUCCAAAGGAACAGCUGGAAAAAGGUGUGAUAUGCUCAUCAGCUGGAAACCAUGCCCAAGGAGUGGCAUUAGCUGCCAAGAGAUUGAAUUGCAGUGCUGUGAUCGCUAUGCCUGUAACCACUCCAGAAAUCAAGUGGCGAUCCGUUGAGAAGCUGGGUGCUGCGGUUGUUCUGGUUGGGGACUCUUAUGAUGAGGCACAAGCAUAUGCUAAGAAGCGUGCAAAAGAGGAGGGUCGAACAUUCAUACCUCCUUUCGAUCAUCCAGAUGUCAUUAUGGGCCAGGGAACAGUUGGGAUGGAAAUUGUUCGCCAAAUGCAGGGUCCAGUGCAUGCAAUAUUUGUACCUGUGGGAGGUGGUGGUCUGAUAGCUGGCAUUGCUGCUUAUGUGAAGCGGGUGUCUCCACAGGUAAAGAUUAUUGGAGUAGAACCCACUGAUGCAAAUGCAAUGGCAUUGUCACUACAUCACGGUCAGAGAGUGAUUUUGGACCGGGUAGGAGGAUUUGCAGAUGGUGUAGCCGUUAAAGAGGUUGGUGAGGAAACUUUUCGCUUGUGCAAGGAUUUGGUAGAUGGCGUAGUUCUUGUAAGCCGUGAUUCAAUUUGCGCCUCAAUAAAGGACAUGUUUGAGGAGAAAAGAAGCAUAUUAGAACCAGCAGGUGCUCUUGCCCUCGCUGGAGCAGAGGCAUACUGUAAAUAUUAUGGUCUCAAGGGGGAAAAUAUUAUAGCAAUAACCAGUGGGGCAAACAUGAAUUUUGACAAGCUGAGGGUGGUGACUGAACUUGCUAAUGUUGGUCGAAAGCAAGAGGCCGUGCUAGCAACUAUUUUGCCGGAGGAACCGGGCAGUUUCAAGCAGUUUUGUCAAUUGGUGGGGCAGAUGAAUAUUACAGAAUUCAAGUACAGAUAUAAUUCUGAUAAAAAAGCCGUUGUCCUGUACAGUGUUGGGGUUCAUACGGUUUUAGAGCUAAGAGCACUGCAGGAGAGGAUGGAAUCUUCUCAGCUUAAAACUAUUAAUCUCACGGAGAGUGACUUGGUGAAAGAUCACUUGCGAUAUUUGAUGGGAGGUCGAUCAAAUGUUCCGAAUGAGGUUCUUUGUCGAUUUGUCUUUCCAGAGAGACCGGGUGCUCUGAUGAAAUUUUUAGAUUCUUUCAGUCCACGCUGGAAUAUCAGUUUAUUCCAUUAUCGAGGGCAGGGUGAAACUGGCGCAAAUGUCUUGGUCGGAAUACAGGUACCAAAAAAUGAGAUGGUAGAAUUCCAUGACCGUGCUGACAGACUUGGAUAUGAUUAUACUGUAGUAAACAAUGAUGAUGACUUUCAGCUUCUAAUGCACUGAGGAUGGCAGCCUGUACUGUGGUUGUUAUUAUUACUAUUUUUCCCCCUUGGCAGCAUAAGCUUAUGCGAUAGUCGCGGUUCAAAGAGAUGGAUGAGUGGAAAAAAAGAGAGCCUCAAGGUACACGCGUACCCAGGUUGAGAAGAGCAGCUAGUGGUUUCUUCCUAUUAUAACAAGUAGUGUACGUUUUUUAUAUUUAUAAUGAGAUUAGACUGGAUAUGAAAUCCCCCAAUGUUAGGUAGUUUUUUCAUCUCUGUAAAAUAUGUGCGAGAAGUUUUCGUUUGGUGUUGGGAUUUGGGAAUAAUAAUAUUCAUGCGUUCUCAUUAAACUAUUCCCAUGAUAACAGUAAUUGUACAUGACUAACUUGAGAAGUGUACAAUGAAUCUGCUGUCCCUGUUAACUGUGAUCAGCG
Messenger RNA from Neltuma alba, 2546 nucleotides. RefSeq names its product threonine dehydratase biosynthetic, chloroplastic-like. Gene Ontology annotation, biological process: L-serine catabolic process; L-threonine catabolic process. Gene Ontology annotation, molecular function: pyridoxal phosphate binding; threonine deaminase activity; L-serine ammonia-lyase activity. NCBI's taxonomy places the organism in Eukaryota, Viridiplantae, Streptophyta, Magnoliopsida, Fabales, Fabaceae. Bases 293 to 2137 code for a protein of 614 amino acids. The record is from RefSeq and is a predicted model, not a curated record. The transcript has 9 exons.